UGGGUAAUAUGAAGUGGCUUCCGGCAAGCCCCGGCGGCCGAAAGCCGGGGCAAACUUGUGGGUUGGGGGUCGCGAGGUUCGCGUCCUCGUCGCCGCUCGGCGACCGCUGCCGUCAGCGGUGGGGAAGAGCUGUCGGAAGUGCCGGCCCACGCCGCUGCCCGUCGCAACUGCACCUCAGCUCACCAUGAACUACAUGCCCGGCACCGCCAGCCUCAUCGAGGACAUAGACAAAAAGCACUUGGUCCUGCUUCGAGAUGGAAGGACACUUAUAGGAUUUUUAAGAAGCAUUGAUCAGUUUGCUAACUUAGUGCUACAUCAGACUGUGGAGCGUAUUCAUGUGGGCAAAAAAUACGGUGAUAUUCCUCGAGGGAUUUUUGUGGUGAGAGGAGAAAAUGUGGUCCUACUAGGCGAAAUAGACUUGGAAAAGGAGAGUGACACACCUCUGCAACAAGUGUCUAUUGAAGAGAUCCUAGAAGAACAAAGGGUAGAACAGCAAAGCAAGUUGGAAGCCGAGAAGCUGAAAGUUCAGGCUCUUAAAGAUCGGGGUCUCUCCAUUCCCAGAGCGGACACUCUUGAUGAGUAUUAAGCUCUCUGCUCAGAGGUUCUCACUCUUGGUAAUCAGGGACUAUGUCACUGACAGAAAGUGACACCCUGGUCACCUCAUACAUUUAACCAGAGACUGUAAUUGUGAAGAGUUAGUUUUAUUGUUAAUUCACAUAUAUACUUUGAAGAAAUCAUGGGAUUUUUUUAUUAUACUUUGUUUAAGAAAAAUCACUGUUUACGGAAACGAUGGACUCCCUUUACCACAUGUCCCUGCAGAGCCAGCAGCUUCAUCUUUAUAUUGCUUUUCUUCUCCCAAAGUAGAGUUUAUGGGAGACGGUCUGUAUUUCUUUGUAAAUUGUAAAUAAAAUAUGAAUCUCAUGUUUCCCAACUGAGAGUUAUCUCCAUUGAUUAGACCACCCAGAAAAGGUGUGAGCACAGCCCAGCUGCUGGAGUUUCUCCUGCCGUGCCCAAGUAGCUGCUCACUGCGGAAGGAAUGUUUUCAUACGGAUUUUCUUGUGGGUUCUCUCGACUCUUUUCAUGUUUUGCUAUGAUCACAGACAAAAUUUACCUUAACUGAAGAGAGCUUUCGGUUACGUUUUCCAGUAACUGGUUGCAACAGAAGCCUCAUGUUUGAGAAAUCACUCCAGUCCUGCAUACCCACAGUUAUUUCAAGCCUUCAGCUGGAGGCUUUUAAAGCGCGGCGCACACGGCCCGGGAAGCAGCUGCAGGUGGGGCCUUGAGCGGCUCGGG
Messenger RNA from Perognathus longimembris pacificus (Pacific pocket mouse), 1293 nucleotides. RefSeq names its product LSM1 homolog, mRNA degradation associated (gene Lsm1). Gene Ontology annotation, cellular component: P-body; Lsm1-7-Pat1 complex. NCBI's taxonomy places the organism in Eukaryota, Metazoa, Chordata, Mammalia, Rodentia, Heteromyidae. The record is from RefSeq and is a predicted model, not a curated record. The transcript has 5 exons. Gene Ontology annotation, biological process: deadenylation-dependent decapping of nuclear-transcribed mRNA. The coding region runs from base 185 to 586 and encodes 133 amino acids. Gene Ontology annotation, molecular function: RNA cap binding.